Messenger RNA from Chara braunii, 2772 nucleotides. Lineage: Eukaryota; Viridiplantae; Streptophyta; Charophyceae; Charales; Characeae. The record is from the annotation of a GenBank genome assembly.
GGACAUCUGCCCAAAACGCCGCAGUCCCUACUGGCGUUCAGUACAACGGUCCCAUGUGGAUAAGUGGGCGGCCACGUUGCCGUCCAAGUACGACGGGAAGGCAGACAUCACCUCUUGGAUUAGUUCCAUGAGGUCGUACUUCGAGGUCAUGCGGACACCGCAAGAGGACCGAAGUAUGAUCAUGGGGACUGAUAAUGAGCCGGCCGUACGAAACCACAUUGAGCUCCAAGCUGUCGCAGCAGGCUAUGAACACAUAGACCUGACUGAUUGGCUGAAGGUCACCCCUGUCCGCGCCCUUGAGGAUCUUCUCCUUGACCGGUACCGAGAUAAACAUGCUGCGCUCAAGGCUAGGCUGAAGCUUGAGGCCCUCAAGGGCCAAACAUGGAGGUCAUCCAUGAAGGCUUUGGAACAACACUUGAUUGUUCUGUUCACCACUCAGGAUCUGGGAAUGACUGACGUAUCUUGUAUGGAUGUAGUCAUGGGAGUGGCCCCUAAAGAAUACCUCUCCCUGCUAGCACUCAAGGACCAUGCCACCUGGCGAGAGCUCAUGAAGGACCUAGUCGACCUAGAGGCCAAGGACCUCGCCAGGCGCAAGAAGGCGCCCGCUACAGGUGUGCGCAUCACCUUUGACAAAGACUGCACUGUCACACAUGAGCUGAAUUUCUAUGUCCUGGAUAAGUGUCCUUUCGACGCGGUCAUUGGCUUGGGCUGGCUAAAGGAUCAUUGCCUAAGGACCACGUGGGCGGAUCAGUUCGUGGUACUUGAUGCCAAGGGGAACGAGCGUACCGUCUUAUUAGAUGAGACGCGCGAGUCCCCUGUGACUCUUCUAAGUGCUAACAAAUUCUGCAGAAAUAAUGCUUACCCUUUGUCUCGCAUAGAUGAUCUGCUAGAUGCAGCAGGUGGAUGCAAGGUCUUCUCCAAGAUCGACCUCAAAUCUGGUUACCACGAUAUUGAAGUUGAUCCGAGGGACCAGCACAAGACUGCAUUCAAGACACGCGAUGGGUUGUAUGAGUUCAUCGUUAUGCCCUUCGGUCUUACGAAUGCACCGGCCACCUUUCAUUGCCUCAUGGACAAGGUACUUCGCCAUCAACUCAACAGGUUUGUGGUUGUGUACCUUGAUGAUAUCUUGAUCUUCAGCAAAACCAUGGAGGAGCACCUCAAGCACCUUGAGGAAGUUUUGCAGGUUCUCAAGGAGGCGCAGCUGCACCUCAACUUGGAGAAAUCUGAGUUUGGGAGGGACAACGUCAUCUAUCUUGGGCAUCGGUUGUCUGCAAACGGCCUUGAGCCGGAGGCAACCAAGGUUGAGGUCAUCCGAAAUUGGCCUCAUUCGGCAAACGUACUGCGUUCUUUCCUUGGUCUGGCCUCGUAUUACCGGAAGUUUGUGCCCAAAUUCUCUGUCAUUGUUCACCCUCUGUCAAGACUAACGAGCAAGAAUGUUGCCUAUGCAUGGUGUGAGAAGUGUGAGACUGUGUUCCACGCCUUGAAAGAGGCAUUGGUGAGUCAUCCUGUGCUUCGCAUUGCCGAUCCCAACCUCACUUUCAUAGUCACUACGGAUGCGAGCCAGUUCGGGAUUGGUGCUGUGCUGCAGCAAGAUGAUGGUGAUGGCCUACUUCCACAUAUAUGCGUGAGCUUUACGCCCUGCGCGAAGCCCUCGCACAUUGGAAACACUACCUCUUGGGUCGCCACUUCAAGAUUCAUCAGCAAAGAUUGGAAAGACUUCACAUCUCAGAUCUACGACAUCAAACUGAACAGGACUUCUGGUCGACACCCCGAAGCCAACGGAUUGGCUGAGGAGAUCAACCAGACUGUCAUCCAAUUGCUUCGCGCACUAAUUGUUCCAGAUCAGAACACGUGGGACAAGGAAUUGCACAAAGUGAAGGGGCUGUACAACAACUCCAUUCACUCUGCGACUAGUGUGACACCAAACCAAUUGCAGUAUGGAUGGCCGAUGCGUAAUCCCCUCUCCUAUCUGUUCCCCGAACGGUCACCUGGUCUGAUGCCCGACAUGCUUGGCUACAAUGCCAAGUACGCACGCUUGCUCAAAGCUGCUACAGCAGCUAUGAACAAGUGCCAGCAUGCCAUGAUCAAACAUGCCAAUAAGCUGCGCAAAGAAGAAAAAUUCAAAUUAGGGGAUUAUGUUUGGGUCAAAAUGUCUGAGUUUUUUGAUGAAGAGGGCAUAUCACGGAAGCUUCUUCCACUGUACUACGGCCCUUGGCAGAUUCUGAAGGUAGUCGGGGAUGACUUUGGCCCUUCAUUUGUGAUUGACGUGCCUCCUCAUCUGCGCACGUAUCCGGUCUUUCAUGCGUCCAAACUAUUCCCACACAUUGAUGAUGAGACCUUUCCUUUCUGGGACCUGAUGAUACCUCGCGCUAUCGAUGACGGCCAUGAGAUAGACAGAAUCGUAUCUCACGAGGGCAGAGGGAGGAACAGACAAUAUAAGGUUCACUUCCUCUAUCACCCGUUGACUGAAUUCUUUUGGAUCGACCGGAAAGAGCUGCUGAAAAGUGCUCCCCGUGUUGUGAACACUUACGAAAGACAGAUCACCGAGGGACAGACCGCUAAGUUCGUAGCAACAAUGACUCCUCGUGGAUUGACCAAGUCUCUUUUUCUGAUGUACUCCUACGAUGCGUUCUGUACCGACUCUGACUGAGUUACUCGCUCGAAGGGACCUCGCUCUCGAGAGGGGAGUAAUGUAAUGACCCGCCAAAAACACAGACUGAGAACACUGCUGAUUUUUGGGAUUUGUCACUGGAAUGAAUGCCUUGCUGUGAU